CAGCAUGAUGUUCCUACGAGAGGAAGCAAGUGCCUGAGGAUGAAGAAGGCGGUGAAACCCAUCCGGUUCAGCUAUAAGAACUGCACCAGCGUCCUGACCUACAAGGCCCGGUACUGUGGUGUGUGUACGGACGGGCGCUGCUGCACCCCCCACAGCACCGACACGGUGCAGGUGGAGUUYCAGUGUGCUCAGGGUAAAGCCGUGAAGAAACCUGUGAUGUUCAUCAACACCUGCGCCUGUCACUACCACUGUCCCAGAGACAACGCUGUGUAUCGACCAUCAGACCUGGUCUACAGCGGUUACACGUUAUAACACUGUUACCAAUAGACACAACUAAAGUUUCUUCUAGUCAUCUGUGACAGUAGUAUUGUACUGUACUGUAGUCGGGCGACUCUAUAUGUUCAUGACUCUAAAUGUUCUUGACAUCAUAUCCCUGACGGUGUAUGGUUGGUCUCAGGAGGCAGAAUCUCAAUUGCAUACUUAUCGCGUCCUCUCUCCUCGCCUCCUUCUCAAAACCCAUUGGAUGAGAAAGCCAGAUGUCCCUCCCCUCUGACUUUCUCUUCCAAUGGGUUUUGAGAAGGAGGCGAGGAGAGAGGG
Messenger RNA from Salvelinus sp. IW2-2015, 597 nucleotides. Lineage: Eukaryota; Metazoa; Chordata; Actinopteri; Salmoniformes; Salmonidae. The record is from RefSeq and is a predicted model, not a curated record.